AUGCUCAUUCGUGGUGUCACAAUGGACGGAGCUAGAAUAGGAAUCGAUUACUAUUUGCUGCGACCAGAUAUGAGUAAAGUGUUCCGUUUGAAGACAUGGCUGGAAGCUGCUAAGCAACUAUGCUUCAGCCUUGGCAUUGGUUUUGGGUGUGCUUCUCCGCGCUGCCUGCCUUCAAACUGUAAAAAAGAACCAAUAACUGUUUUCGUGGUACCGCCACUACUCAAUAUUCUUGUUAGCAAUCUUGGUUUCGUAGUUCCUCAAAUUUAG
Messenger RNA from Ostertagia ostertagi, 267 nucleotides. The record is from the annotation of a GenBank genome assembly. NCBI's taxonomy places the organism in Eukaryota, Metazoa, Nematoda, Chromadorea, Rhabditida, Trichostrongylidae.